AUGUCCAAUCCAAACGAGAAUUUAUAUAUCAAUGAUGUGAAGUUUAAGUCAAACGUUACUCGUAUCAAUUCUGGAUUCAUCCUUUUCAAAUCUGAAAAAGAUUUUAAUUUGAAAUUUAUUGUUUUCCAACUCCCGAUAAAUUGUAGAUCACGAGAAUUCGUUAUAAAUCCAAGAGAAGGUAAUUCAUAUGAAAUUAAUGAUGUCAAGGCAAAAUUAGAUGAAAAUGCUACUUAUUGUCUUGUUAUUGCAGGUGAAAAUGAAUUUGAUUUAACAAUUGCCAAUAGUGCAUCAAACAACAAUGAAAUCUCAUAUAGUCAAUUUGAUCUUUCAAAUGGAGCUAGUAUUGCAGCAGGAGAAUCACGAACAAUCAGUUCCACACUUGGCGUUUGUAUUCGCUAUACAGACACCACAUCAGUUGAUUCAUCUUUAACUAUAACAAUUAAUAAAGAUAAUCAUAAUUCAGAAACGCCAUCAACAAUUUUUGGUCAUGAUAUUAAUGGUUUAGAAUAUAAAGCAAAGGACAGUAUUAAUGUUAUGGAUUUCACCCGAUCAUUAAAUUUGGGAUUAAAUAAAUUAAUUAUUAAAAAUACUACUACUAAUAUAUACGUAGUUGCGAGGUCAUCAUACGUAGUAUUCACAGAAUUCAAGGGUAUCAGCUGUAAAGUAAGCACUUUGGGAGGAACAGCUAAUGAUAUCCUUGGAUCCACUAAAAUUGUCGCUGUUUACUUCAAUACAUCUGGAUACUUAACAUUUCAAACUGAUGAAAAGACUCCUCAGCCAUGCAGGCUUGUAUAUUUCAAAACUUUUCCAUCAAAUUGUAACCAAAUUUUCACAAUUUCUGGAGAAGGAUCUAUUGAAGACGAAGCAGAAGGUAAUGAAACCCUUUGUGUUGCGGCUGCUUUCUCUUCCGGUACAGCCAAAAUUGAAGUCGAAGGUAAAUAUAAUUAUUACCAAGCAGAUGGAGUUACAACGCCUCAAUCACUUGAUGAUUCGGUUGACCUUAAAUUUACUUCUGCUGUCGCUGUUAACUUUUCUUCAAAUACUGAUGAUGAUGCAGAAUUUAAGCUUUCGGUCAAAACAGAUGAUAAUGAUAAGUCAACCAAAUAUGUCAUCAAACCUGGCAAUGAAUACAAAUCAUAUUAUUACGCUGGAAAAGAAUUUGGCGAAUUAAACGGAAAACAUGAUUCUAAGAAAGAAAAAGACAAUAAAGCAAUAAUGAUUGUAAUAAUUAGUGUUGUUACUGUCAUCAUUAUUGCAGCUAUUGUUGCAAUUUAUAUUUGUUACGUGAAGAAACGUAAAAUGAAUCAAGAAGCUGGCAUUGACACAGUUCCAUUAGACAAUUAUGGAGAAUUACAAGAUAAUUUUGCGGAUCCACUUGUUGAUGAUGCGAAUUAA
Molecule: messenger RNA, 1395 nt
Organism: Trichomonas vaginalis G3
Lineage: Eukaryota; Parabasalia; Trichomonadida; Trichomonadidae
Exons: 1
Coding region: 1-1395 (464 amino acids)
Source: RefSeq, a predicted model, not a curated record